AUGUCAAGAAAGUUUAAACAACUAAAGGAACAAUUAACAUCUCAUAAUCAAAAUCAAAAUCAAAAUCAAAAUCAAAAUCAAAAUCAAAAUCAAAAUCAAAAUCAAAAUCAAAAUCAAAAUCAAAAUCAAAAUCAAAAUCAAAAUCAAAAUCAAAAUCAAAAUCAAAAAGAUGAAGCAGAAAAAGAAAAAGAAAAACAGAUACUAACUAUAAAUAGUGUUAAUAGAGCCCCAUUUAAAUUUAAAGAAAAUUCAUCAUUUACAGAAAAAUCAGAUCAUAAUCAAAAAGAAAGGAACAACCACCAUCAUCAUUUAAUAACACAAAUUAAUCACCAAAAGCAAGAAGAUCUAAACACAGUUUUAAAAGAAAAGAAAAAACUACCAUCUAUAUUAAAUAAUGAUAAUGAAACCCCCUCAUUUAAAUUAAACCUACCAAUUACAGAAAAAUCAAACCAUCAUCAAAACGAUACAACUACAGUUUUAAAAGAAAAGGAACAACCAUCAUGA
Molecule: messenger RNA, 504 nt
Organism: Dictyostelium purpureum
Lineage: Eukaryota; Evosea; Eumycetozoa; Dictyosteliales; Dictyosteliaceae
Exons: 3
Coding region: 1-504 (167 amino acids)
Source: RefSeq, a predicted model, not a curated record